Bufo bufo (common toad) is the source of this 4892-nucleotide messenger RNA. Its product is annotated as trichohyalin-like. The transcript is spliced from 4 exons. The record is from RefSeq and is a predicted model, not a curated record. Gene Ontology annotation, cellular component: cytoplasm. NCBI's taxonomy places the organism in Eukaryota, Metazoa, Chordata, Amphibia, Anura, Bufonidae. Gene Ontology annotation, biological process: cellular response to cytokine stimulus; regulation of phosphatidylinositol 3-kinase/protein kinase B signal transduction; positive regulation of cell cycle G1/S phase transition. Gene Ontology annotation, molecular function: calcium ion binding; transition metal ion binding. The coding region runs from base 123 to 4649 and encodes 1508 amino acids.
GGGUGUCACCAAUGUCCUCCAAUACCUAGAAUAUAAAUCCACCCUGCCCGCUCUGCUCUCUGUCAUCCCUGCCUCUCCGCACAGAGAUCUGCAGCUCCUCUGGACAGUGUCAUCAAGCAGCCAUGGCAAAUCUCCUGACGGCUAUUCGCAGGAUCAUAGACACCUUUCACUGUUACAGCAGCCGCACAGCACCCUGUGACAAGCUGGACAUCACUGCAUUUCAGAGCCUCAUUGAGACACAGUUUGCAGAUGUAAUUGAGGAUUCUGGAGACCCACACACAAUUGAAGCAAUACUGCAUGCCCUUGAUCAAAACAAUGACGGUGAAGUGGACUUUAAAGAAUUUCUGGAGCUUGUAGCAAAAGUUGCUGUUGCUUAUUUUGAAGCACUGAGGCCCCAAAAAGGUUGUCGGAUAUGUGCAGCCCAAAAAGGGUUGUUGCUGCAAUCAUCAACAUCAUCAAAAACUUCUGAAUCAACCCAGAAACAAAACAUAACCCAGACACAAGACUCAGUCCAAAAAGAAGAUCCAAACCAAAAACAAGAUGAAACUCAGAAUCCAGACCCCUUAACUCAGAAACAAGAACCCUUAACCCAGAAGCAAGAUCCAAACCAAAAAGGAGAUCCAACUGAGAAAAAAGAUCUAACCAAAAAGCAAGACUCAACCCAUAAACAAGACACAACACAGAAACAAGGUCCAAACCAGAAACAAGACUCAACCCAGAAAUUAGAAUCAACCCAAAAUCAAGAUCCAACUCAGAAACAUGAUCUAACUCAGAAACAAGACUCAACCCAAAAACAGGAACCAACCAGAAAACAAGAAUCAAACAAGAAACAAGACCUAAAUGAAAAGCAAAAUACAACCCAGAAAAAAGAUUCAACCCAGAAACAAGACUGCUCAACUCAAAAACAAGAUCCACCCCAGAAACAAGACUCAACCCAUAAACAUGACUCGACCAAAAAACAAGAUCCAACAAAGAAACAAGACUUAUCCCUGAAACAAGAUGCAACCCAGAAACAAGACUUACCCCAGAAACCAGACUCUACCCAAAAACAAGAUCCAGCCCAGCAAAAUGAUACGACCCAAAAGCAAGAUAAAAUCCAGAAACAAGAAUCAACCCUAAAACGAGAUCCAUCACAAAAGCAUGACACAACCCAAAAACAAGAACCAACCAAAAAACAAGAGACACCUCUGAAACAAGACUCAACCUGGAAACAAAAUCCAAACUGGAAUCAAAAUCCAACCCAGAAACAAGAACCAACUCAGAAACAUGAGCCAAGCGGGAAAGAAGACUUGAUCCAAAAACAGGAUCAAACCCGAAAACAAGAAUCAACCCAGGAACAAGACUCAUCCCAAAAACAAGAACCAACCAAUAAACAAGACCCAAUCCAAAAACAAGAUCAAACCCCAAAACAAGAACCAACCCAGAAACAAGACUUAACCCAAAAACAAGAACCAACUCUAAAACAAAACCAAAUACAGAAAAAAGAUUCAACCCAGAAACAAGAUCCAAACCAAAAACAAGAUCCAACCCAGAAACAAGAACUAAUAAAAAAAGAUCAUACCCCAAAGCAAGAUUCAACCCAGAAACAAGAACUACCUCAGAAACAAGACCCAGCACAGAAACAAGAUUCAUCCCGGAAACAAGAACCAACCCAGAAACAAGACUCAGCCCAAAAAACAGUUCCAACCCAGGUACCAGAUCCAACCCAAAAUCAAAAUUCAUGCCAGAAACAGGACUCAACCCAGUCUCAGGACUCAAAACAGAAACAGGACUCAACACAUAAGAUGGGCUCAACCCAGAAACAUGACUCUACACAGAAAAUGGACUUAAACCAGAAACAGGACUCAACUCAGAAACAGGAGCCAACCCAGACACAAGAUCCAACCCAGAAACAAGAUUCAACCCAGAAAAAAGAUCCAACCCAAAAACAAGACCCAAACCUGAAGCACGACUUAACACAGAAACAGGACUCAAAACAAAAACAAGACUUAACAAAAAAACAAGACCCAACCCAAAAACAAGACUCAAAGCAAAAACAAGAUUCAACCCAGAAAGAAGAUCAUACCCAAAAACAAGACUCAACCCAGAAACGAGACUCAACCCAGAAACAAAACUCAACUCAAAAACAAGACCCUAACCAGAAACUAGACUCAACCCAGAAACAAGACCCAAACCAAAAACAAGUCUCAACCCAAAAACAAGACUCAAAAGAGAAACAAGACCCAACUCAAAAACAAGAACACACCAAGACACAAGACCCAACCCAAAAACAAGACUCAACGCAGAAACAAGACUCAACCCAAAAACAAAACUCAACACAGAAACAAGACCCAACUCAGAAACAGAAACCAACCAAAAAUCAAGACCUAACCCAAAAACAAGAUCCAACCCAAAAACAAGACUCAACGCAUAAACAAGACCCAACCCAGAAACAAGACCCAACCCAAAAACAAGAUCCAACCCAAAAACAAGAUCCAACCCAAAAACAAGACACAACCCAAAAACAAGACUCAACACAGAAACAAGACCCAACUCAGAAACAAGCACCAACCCAGAAACAAGACGCAACCCAAAAACAAGACCCAACCCAAAAACAAGAUCCAACCCAAAAACAAGAUCCAACCCAAAAACAAGACCCAACCCAAAAACAAGAUCCAACCCAAAAACAAGACCCAACCCAAAAACAAGACCCAACUCAGAAACAAGAACCACCUCAGAAACAAGAAUCAACCCAGAAACAAGAAUCAACCCAGAAACAAGACCUAACCCAGAAACAAGACCCAACCCAAAAACAGGACUCAACGCAGAAACAAGACCCAACUCAGAAACAAGAACCAACCCAGAAACAAGACCCAACCCAAAAACAAGACCCAACCCAAAAACAAGAUCCAACCCAAAAACAAGACCCAACCCAAAAACAAGACUCAACGCAGAAAAAAGACCCAACUCAAAAACAUGAACCAACCAAGAAACAAGAACUAACCCAAAAACAAGACCCAACCCAAAAACAAGACCCAGCCCAAAAACAAGACCCAACCCAAAAACAAGACUCAACCCAAAACCAAGACUCAACGCAGAAACAAGACCCAACUCAGAAACAAGACCCAACUCAGAAGCAAGAAUCAACCCAGAAACAAGAACUAACCCGGAAACAAGACUCAAUCCAAAAACAAGACUCUGCGCAGAAACAAGACCCAACUCAGAAACAAGAACCAACCCAGAAACAAGACCCAACCCAAAAACAAGACCUAACCCAAAAACAAGGCUUAAAUCUAAAUCUAGACUCAACGCAGAAACAAGACCCAACUCAGAAGCAAGAAUCAACCCAGAAACAAGAACUAACCCAGAAACAAGACUCAAUCCAAAAACAAGACUCAGCGCAGAAACAAGACCCAACUCAGAAACAAGACCCAACUCAGAAACAAGAACUAACCCUGAAACAAGAAUCAACCCUGAAACAAGAAUCAACCCAGAAACAAGACCGAACCCAAAAACAAGACUCAACCCAAAAACAAGAUCUAUCGCAGAAACAAGACCCAACCCAGAAACAAGAAUCAACGCAGAAACAAGAAUCAACCCAGAAACAAGACCCAACCCAAAAACAAGACUCAGACCAAAAACAAGACCCAGACCAAAAACAAGACUCAGCCCAAAAACAGGACUCAGCCCAAAAACAGGACUCAACCCAAAAACAAGACUCAACCCAGAAACAAGACCCAACUCAGAAACAAGAACCAACCCAAAAACAAGACCCAACCCAAAAAGAGGACCAAACACAAAAAGAUUUAUCUAAAAAGCAAGAGCCAACGCAGAUACUACAAACCACAAGAAAAGAGACUGCUCAACAGCAAAGUGAACUUCAGACACUAGGCCUUGAACAAAAAGAGAGUCAUCAAAAGAUGCAGCAUUUGAUGGACAAACAGGAGACAACACAGAAAACCCAUGAGACUGUAUACAGGCCAUCUCCAGCUUCAGACCACCAGCACCCUCAGAAAUACUAUUCAUACUUUGAACAAACAGCAAGUCAAGGGUUUGAGUUACCCCAUGAUGUGCCCCAAAGUCAAACUACACACAGUAAGAUACACUAUUCUUACAAUACACCACCAGGUGGUCAGCCUCCUCAUCAUGUCUGGGCUUCCAAUCUCUUCAAAGAACAAGACUUAAAAGAAGACAUAUACAAUCAACUGUAUCAAAAGGCUGAGAAACAUUCUGAUCACUGGCAAUGGCAUGAAUCAACUUCAUCCUCCAGCUCUUACCAGAUGCCUCCAGACACACAAUACACACUCCAGCACAUGCAUGUGACCUCGUCAGGGUUGAUGCAUACAGAACAGCAUUCAGCUCCCCAGGGUUCUGCAGCUGCUGUUGGACCUCAAGUGGAACAACAAAACAAAGUUGUGCACACAUCCCAGAAUCCGCUGUACAUGCUCUCUCAGCAGUCUCCAAAACUAAUUAGAGAUCGCAGCAUUGGCCAAAAUACCUCAACAGAGUCAAAGCAGUCAGAUCUUCACCCAGAACCUCCAUUAAAACCAGAGGAUCUCCACCAGCAACCUCAACCUUCUGGAGUAAGCUCAUCAGCACAAAAGAGCUCCACACAGAAGGAUGAAAAACAGAAAUCUUCCCAGAAAGGCUUUAAGUGGCCCUGGCAGUAACCUGCCAAGGAGGUGAAGGCAAAAUCUAAACAUGAUGUUCUUGCUUCUGAGCCCUGCUUCCCCCAUCCACUCAUGAAUAAGCCUGCGAGUCCUGCUUUCCCGGACAACUCAUAGAGAAAGCCCGUGAGUCCUGCUUCCCCCGCCCACUAACAGAGAAAGCCUGAGUCCUGUUUGCCCUGACAACUCAUAGAGAAAGCCUGUGAGUCCUGCUUUCCCUGACAACUCAUAGAGAAAGCCUGUGAG